AAGCAUCCCUCUCAAGCACAGAAGAGGAUGGCAGCAUUUUAGCCUCCGUAACUGCAGAGAAUGCACCUUCAGACCAUGCAACGCAGAGUGAAGAACACCUGGAUGAUAAUGUGGAAAGGUUAACCAAGAAACUGGAAGAGAGACGAGAGAACACAAAGAGAGGAGAAGAAGAGAAUGAGAUUAAGAAGGAAAUGGAACGGCGGAAGAUGGGGAAAGACGUGCUGGACUUAAAGAGGCAACAGGAAGAGGAGAAGACCAAGCGACUCCUGAAGGAAAGGAACAGGGAAAAGGCUGAGGGGAAGGCAGCCAGGGAGCGGGUCAGACAGCAGAUUGCCUUGGACCGAGCUGACAGAGCAGCCCGCUAUGCCAAAACCCAGGAGGAGGAGAAGAGCACCAAGCAGAGCCUCCUGCAGGCCCAGCAGGCAGAGCAGGAUGCCAGGAAGGAGGCCUUCGUCAGGGAGAGGAGGUAAAGAGAUGGAGACAAACCACAAACUUUAAAC
This is a messenger RNA of Notothenia coriiceps (black rockcod), 500 nucleotides long. RefSeq names its product UBX domain-containing protein 4-like. Gene Ontology annotation, cellular component: endoplasmic reticulum. The record is from RefSeq and is a predicted model, not a curated record. The coding region runs from base 192 to 470 and encodes 92 amino acids. Lineage: Eukaryota; Metazoa; Chordata; Actinopteri; Perciformes; Nototheniidae. The transcript has 4 exons. Gene Ontology annotation, biological process: ERAD pathway.